CUAUAGAUUCUCCAUUUCAUGGUCAAGGAUUCUACCAAACGGAUCACUGAAAGGUGGCAUUAAUCAAGAAGGAAUCAACUACUACAACAAUCUCAUUGAUGAAUUAAUCAAAAAUGACAUCACACCUUAUGUCACUAUGUUCCAUUGGGAUGUCCCUCAAGCUCUUGAGGAUGCAUACGGAGGCUUUCUCAAUAAAAAGAUAAUGUUUGAUUUUAAGGACUAUUGUGAAAUUUGUUUCAAAAAUUUCGGAAACCGAGUUAAGCAUUGGAUCACUUUGAAUGAACCAUGGACUUUCAGUAGCAUGGGAUAUCGUUUUGGACAGCACGCGCCCGGACGGUGCUCAAUCGCCGAGCCUUACAUUGUCACACAUAAUUUACUGCUCGCUCACGGAGCUGCCGCUAGACUUUACAAAGACGAGUAUCAGGGAACGCAAGGAGGACAAGUCGGGAUAACUUUGGUUUGCAUGUGGUAUCAACCUUAUGACCAAACACACAGACAUGUUGAGGCGGCAAGCCGAGCUUUGGAUUUCACGCUUGCAUGGUACUUGGAACCAUUGAUGCAUGGAGAUUAUCCAUUUAACAUGAGGGUUAUAGUGGGGGAUAGACUGCCUACUUUCAGUGAAGAAGAAGCAGAUAUGAUUAAAGGAUCAUAUGAUUUCAUCGGUAUCAAUUACUAUACUGCGAGAUAUGCUCGUGAAAUACGGUAUUCUCAAGCACCUCCUUCCCUCUACAUGGAUGACUCAUAUGCCGAAUCAUUAGCAAAAAAAGAUGAGGUUCCUAUCGGUGAAUCGAAUGGAAGCUGGAUUAAUGUGUAUCCGAGAGGACUCAGAUACCUACUGUUACAUAUAAAGAGCCAAUAUGAAAACCCGGCAAUCUACAUUACUGAGAAUGGAAUUAGCAAUGUUGACAAGUCUGACAUACCCAAGGAGGAGGAAGCUCUGGCUGAUGAAAUGAGAAAGAACUACCUUGCAGCUCAUCUAGCUCAAAUUUGUGAAGCCAUAAGGGAGGGAGCAAAUGUGAAGGGAUACUUUGCAUGGUCUCUAAUGGACAACUAUGAAUGGCAGAAAGGUUACACGGAGAGGUUUGGGCUCAAUUAUGUGGACUAUAACACUUUGGAACGCACACCAAAAGACUCUGCAAAAUGGUUCUCUAAAUUCCUGCAGCCAAAGCCUCAAAACUAGCUUCCAUUAAUUACUACUAAUGUAAUAAUGGAUGCAUGUUGUACUAUCUUUGUGUCUCUUCUUAAUGCACUGGUUAUGCUGUUUGUUUCUUCAAAAUGAAUGGACUAUCCUUGUAUCAGUAUUAUUAAUAAUAAAAUAAAUUUGCUUGCUUUCCUUUGACA
This is a messenger RNA of Dioscorea cayenensis subsp. rotundata (Guinea yam), 1341 nucleotides long. RefSeq names its product furostanol glycoside 26-O-beta-glucosidase-like. Bases 137 to 1180 code for a protein of 347 amino acids. The transcript is spliced from 10 exons. Gene Ontology annotation, molecular function: beta-glucosidase activity. The record is from RefSeq and is a predicted model, not a curated record. NCBI's taxonomy places the organism in Eukaryota, Viridiplantae, Streptophyta, Magnoliopsida, Dioscoreales, Dioscoreaceae. Gene Ontology annotation, biological process: carbohydrate metabolic process.